GGGCGGUGGGUGUCUACUCGACUGCCUGACAAACACCCCGACGCCGACGCCGCUCCGGCGCAAUUUUCCGCGGCUUUUCCGGCCGUGCCGACACGGGCUGUACGCUCAGCGGCGCCGGGGCCGGACGCGAGCCAGCCGGGCGCCGACAGGCAGCGGUGAGGACGCCUCUCUCUGACGGGGUCCUUGCCGCGGCCGCGUUUUUGGGUUUGGCCCUCGCGGCGACCCGUACCUUCCCGCCGCUCCUCUCGCUCUGUGCUCUCCCCCCGGCCCGGGGAAAUGGAGGAACCCCCCGAUGGCUUCGGCUCCCAACGGUCGCUCCCCGGCGCUGGGUCCAGAGCGGCCCGAGGAGGGGAUGCUCUGUGUGCCGGAACGGUGAGAGUUUCUCAGAGGCAAUCCUCCCGUUGCAGCUGCUGCCAGCACUGAAAACCUGUGUGCUUCGUGGUGUCCAUCGCCCAGCUGGCAACGAUUCCCUGGUGUUUGGUGCAUUAAGUCACACCCAGCUGUGUGGGAUGGCAGAGUCAGGUGGGCCCUUUAUUGAACAGAUUUAUCUGCUACAAGGCUACGCAGAAGGAUGGAAAGGAGGAACACAGGGGGGAAAAAAAAAUAGAUGAAAGGCCAUGCAUUGAUCACCUGAUGUACUCCAGAGACAAACAUGGCUAUUACAGGUAACAUGGAGCAGCCCUUCUGGCCUUUUCAGUUGUAUUCAGAGAGAUGUUUGCCUGCUGUGAAUAUCUGGGUGCUUGGAGUUCACUCUGAUUUUAACAAGCCCAUCAAUAAUAAAACAUUGUAUUGAUAGAGCAAGAUCUCGUUCUGUAAAGUUGUUGCUCCACAGAAAAGCAGCAUAAAGAAGCUAGCUGGAUUAUUUGUAUGAUAUGUAGCUUUUUUAGGAUGUUUUGUUCUUUAUAUGGUGUUCAUUUCAAAUACAAGCGUGUGAACUUUGUGUUCCCUUUUAGGGGCUGGUUCUGGGGUAACAAGGAAACACAAGGCCUAAACACCUCUGGCUUGUCUGUCCAAGGAUCUGCCUCAAUUGUGGCUCCCAUCCUUCUGAAGAACUCUUCAGCACAGUAAGGGACUCUGCCCAGUCCUUCCUGACAGUCCACGUCCCUCUCUCCGUGUCCUACGUCUGUGUGACGGCACCGAGGGGCUGGGCUUCCCUGGAGCACCGCACCGAGAUGGAGUUCUCCUUCUUCUACGACACCGUUCUCUGGAGGACAGGGAUCCAGACGGACAGCGUGCUCUCGGCCCGCCUGCAGAUAAUCCCCAUCUACAUCCGCGAGGACGGACGGCUGGUCAGCGAGUUCAGGACGCAGGCCAAGUUCAGAGCGCUGUUUGUCACGGAGCACCACAGCCUGCCAGAUGUCAGGUCCUCUUGGAGAACUCCAGAGCACCUGGGAGGCAUCGAAUUUGACCUGCAGCUGCUGUGGAGUGCUCAGACUUUUGAUUCUCCCUACCAGCUCUGGAGAGCAACCAGCUCCUACAACAGGAAGGAUUACUCUGGAGAAUACACCAUGUUCCUGAUCCCCUGCACGGUGCAGCCCACGCAGCCGUGGGCAGAGCCUGGAGCCAAGCCCCUGCCCUGCACGGCUCACGCUCCCGAGCGGUUUUUGAUCCUGAUCACCUUCCAGCAGACAAGCCGCCCAGUUCCAGUUGUUUACUCCCAGAACGCAAGAGUUUCAGAUCUGUAACGACGAGAAGGUUUUUCUAAUGGACCCCACCAAAUCGGAAAGGUCUCUGGCAGAAAUGGAUUACAAGGGGGCUUUUUCCAAGGGUAGGAUUUACCUCUCCUCUUCUGCUUGUGCCCAGCGUUUCUGCUUUCACAGCUUCCAUUCCCUGGAGAGGAAAGGGCAAAACCCACAGGUAGCUUUGCCUCUUCUACAGCAAUCAUUGACAUCUUACAGGCCUGUGAAAGAGCAGCGUGCUCUGGCACCGCGUUUUGUCACUCCCACCCACCGAGCCCUUCCCAAACAACCCAAACCCUUCUGAACACGGACACU
Poecile atricapillus (Black-capped chickadee) is the source of this 1994-nucleotide messenger RNA. RefSeq names its product extracellular matrix organizing protein FRAS1-like. The coding region runs from base 1173 to 1685 and encodes 170 amino acids. The transcript has 8 exons. Lineage: Eukaryota; Metazoa; Chordata; Aves; Passeriformes; Paridae. The record is from RefSeq and is a predicted model, not a curated record.